AGGUUACGCCAUGAGUGCAACCAUUGUCGCAGAGCCCAACGUUUCAUCCAUCGUCAUCAUCGACAGCCAGGGAGAGAGAAUUGCCGCUCGCUACUUCACAGACGACCUCAAGACGUUGCAUGCCCAGCAGCAGUUCGAGAAGAGCCUCCUGUCCAAGGCUCUCAAAUGUUCCUCACAGUCUGAAAGUGACAUCUUGCUCUUCGACGGACACAUAGCGGUCUUUCGCGAGGGCAAGGACGUGUACUUGUUUGUGACGGGCGAUCAGAACGAGAACGAGAUCAUCCUCGUGGAGGUGCUCAACGCUCUCUACAACGCCUACGCCUCCCUCCUUCCCGGCGGCUCCCUCGACCGGCACACCAUGCUGGAGAAGUUAGACAUCGUGUUGCUGGCGCUCGACGAGAUAGUGGAUAGCGGAGUCAUCCUAGAGAUCGAACCCUCCGCCAUUGUGAACCGGGUGGGCAUGCGAGGAGCGGACGCAGCUCCUGCUCCAGCAGGCAUGAUGCCCUUGCAAGCCCAGACGCCGCAGCAGGCGCUGCUUUCUCUCAAGGAGCAGAUGACAAGAGCCUUCAAGUCCACAGGCGGAGGGUUCUCAGGGUCGGGAUGAGAGGAGUUGAGGAGGCAAGAGUGAGGAGGAGGAGACGGUUUGUCUAGGUAGGCCAGGGAGGGAGGGCAAGCACAUGUCAGAGCCUGAGGCAAGUCAACGGCUAGAUGGUCCAACGCAUCUGUUGACAAACAAUAAAGAUCAUCAUACAUCAC
This is a messenger RNA of Guillardia theta CCMP2712, 756 nucleotides long. It is a transcript of the gene COPIZ, whose product is annotated as coatomer subunit zeta. Gene Ontology annotation, biological process: intra-Golgi vesicle-mediated transport; retrograde vesicle-mediated transport, Golgi to endoplasmic reticulum; intracellular protein transport. Bases 11 to 604 code for a protein of 197 amino acids. Gene Ontology annotation, cellular component: COPI vesicle coat. The transcript has a single exon. Lineage: Eukaryota; Cryptophyceae; Pyrenomonadales; Geminigeraceae. The record is from RefSeq and is a predicted model, not a curated record.